This is a messenger RNA of Rotaria sp. Silwood1, 906 nucleotides long. The record is from the annotation of a GenBank genome assembly. NCBI's taxonomy places the organism in Eukaryota, Metazoa, Rotifera, Eurotatoria, Philodinida, Philodinidae.
AUGAAUUGCUCUGUGUAUACACCAUCUUUUUUAUCAUAUAAAAAUUCUCAUUCACAUCAAUUAUCAUCAUUUCGUAUUGAUGAUAUAUUAAAAACACCAACAUCAUCAUCAUCAUCAUCAUCAUCAUCAUCAAUAUCACCAACAUUUAUUGAUCCUACAACACUUUGGUCAUCAUUUGCUUCACAAAUUUUAGCUUAUUCACCUGAACUCUUAUCAAUUUCAACAACAACAACAUCACCAUCAAAUGAUAUUUCACAAACAAUACCAAAUUUAAUUUCACCACAAAAACAUUUACAUCAUAGACAUCAAUAUCAUCCAUAUUUAUCUGUAUCUCGACAUUCUCCAACAACAAAACUUCAACAUGAUACAACAAAUAAAAAUAAUUAUCAACAUACACUUUCACCAUUAUCAAUUAAAGACAAAAUACAACAUCAACAUAUUGACCGGAAUGAUUGUCUAUCAUCAAUGAUUCCACCACCACCAUCAUCUCAUCAUCAUCAAGUACAACCACCAACAGCAGCAUAUUGGCCAUAUUUAUAUACACGUUGUAAUCCUUCGUUAACAACAACAACAACAACAAAUGUUUCACGACGUAAAGGUGGUCAAAUACGUUUUUCAGCUGAACAAAGUUUACAAUUAGAAAAAAAAUUUGAAAUAAGUCAAUAUUUAUCACCUGUUGAACGUAAACAAAUUGCUAAAACACUUCAUUUAAGUGAAAGACAAAUUAAAACAUGGUUUCAAAAUCGACGAGCUAAACAUCGUCGAUCAGCUGCAACAGUAACGAAAAAAGAUAUUGAUAAAUCAUGUUCAUCACCACAACAAAGUGAUGAAGAAGACGAUGAUGAUGAUAUUGAUGUAGAAGAUAAUGUUGAUGAAGAACAUGCAACAUCAUCGAAUUCAAAUUAA